This is a messenger RNA of Mucor mucedo, 979 nucleotides long. RefSeq lists its product as uncharacterized. Lineage: Eukaryota; Fungi; Mucoromycota; Mucoromycetes; Mucorales; Mucoraceae. The transcript has a single exon. The record is from RefSeq and is a predicted model, not a curated record. The coding region runs from base 26 to 946 and encodes 306 amino acids.
AUUACGAUAACUUUAAAAAAAUAAAAUGGAGAAGGUAAUUGAAGUACACAAACAAGCGCUAGCAGUUUCUGAAGCAGUGGCUGCCGUGAACAGACUUUGGGAUGAGGUGUAUACAAAGCAUCAACAGGAUGUAUCCAAAGCAAUCAAAAUGGGACAUCAAGUACAUGUGGCCUUUUAUCGAUUUUUAGAAGAUAUAUACGUAUUUUGCAACAGCAGUAGUCUCUUUUUGACGAAUAUAGUAGAAGAAAUGGAAAUCGCCAAACGGAAUAGAAAAUUUGAUACUACCAGUGUUUCCGAAAUCGAAAGAAGUACAACAAUAAUGUCUGGCGUUCUUAACACAAAAAGGGAGCAAAACGAAAGGCUGACAAAAGACAUGUCGAAUUCUAUGAAUGUUAUGAAUGUCGAUAAGAAAUCAUUGGAGACAAUUUUAGAACACUAUUCUUCGCUUAGAACUGCUAUCGAAUCUGUUAGUGUUGGUGCCGCUAUCGGUGCUUAUACUACACCUUUUUUCUCGUCAAUUGGAGCGGUUGCUACUGUUGGGCUCCUCCCUUUAUGGCCCCUCAUUGCUGCUGUGAUAUCCGGUGGAUUUGUUGCUUAUAUAAAAUAUUUAAAAAAGGAGAAAUUGGCAGCCUUAGCUAAACUCAUGGAAAGUAUUUUCGAUAAGAUGGUUGAUUUACAGCAAAGAUCCAAAAAAUUCGAAGAUAGUUUAGGGGGCAUGGCAGAAGUGAUGAAAGGUCUUACAACACAAGUUAAAAAAGUUAUGCGAUGCUCUCAAAGUCCUGAGGAAGACAGUAAAAGGGUUGUAGAACUGGCUAAUAAUAUGCUUAAAGACAGUGAAAACUUGAAAGGCUGCUUUAAAAAAAUGGGAGAAGAAGUUACUUCUGGUAGAUCUAGCUUGCGAUGUAUAAUUGUUUUGCAUGACCCAUAUGAACUUAUGGACGAAUAAAGUUUAAAAUAAAUCCUUUUAAGCAUAAGAAAA